This is a messenger RNA of Malania oleifera, 1485 nucleotides long. Its product is annotated as protein DETOXIFICATION 34. Gene Ontology annotation, molecular function: antiporter activity; xenobiotic transmembrane transporter activity. The transcript is spliced from 7 exons. Gene Ontology annotation, cellular component: membrane. Lineage: Eukaryota; Viridiplantae; Streptophyta; Magnoliopsida; Santalales; Ximeniaceae. Bases 1 to 1485 code for a protein of 494 amino acids. Gene Ontology annotation, biological process: xenobiotic detoxification by transmembrane export across the plasma membrane. The record is from RefSeq and is a predicted model, not a curated record.
AUGGACACCGCAGACCUCCACCAUGCGCCUUCCACGGUGGUGGAGUCUGGCGAGGAGGAUUACCCGCCGGUGCAUACCUUUGAGGAAGCCAAAUACGUUUGUUUCAUGGAGUCCAGGAAGCUCUGGAUGAUUGCAGGUCCAAUAGCCUUUAAUAUUCUGUGCAAUUAUGGGGUUAACUCUUUCACAAAUAUCUUCGCUGGCCAUCUUGGAAACAUCGAGCUGUCUGCGGUUGCAAUUUCUCUCUCUGUCAUUGCAAACUUCUCCUUCGGUUUCUUGCUAGGUAUGGGAAGUGCACUGGAAACGCUAUGCGGGCAGGCAUUUGGCGCAGGCCAAGUAUUCAUGCUGGGAGUUUACCUGCAGCGCUCAUGGAUAAUCCUAUUUGCGUCCUGCUUCGUUCUUUUGCCCCUCUACUUAUUCGCAACACCGAUCCUAAAGCUCCUCGGGCAACAGCCUCACAUUGCAGAACUUGCAGGAAGUUUUACCAUCCAAGUAAUACCUCAAAUGUUUUCGCUGGCAAUCAACUUCCCGACCCAGAAGUUCUUGCAGGCUCAAAGCAAGGUUGGAAUUCUGGCCUGGAUCGGUCUUGUGGCCUUAAUUGUGCACAUUAUGGAACUCUACCUCUUUGUCAAAGUGUUCAAAUGGGGCUUGACUGGUGCUGCUGCGGCGUACAACAUCUCAGCUUGGGGGAUUGCUUUGGCUCAGGUGGUUUAUGUGGUGGGUUGGUGCAAGGAUGGGUGGAAGGGUCUGUCUUGGCUGGCCUUCAAGGAGAUUUGGGCCUUUGUCAGGCUCUCCAUUGCCUCUGCCGUCAUGCUUUGCCUUGAGAUUUGGUAUUUCAUGACUAUAAUUGUUCUCACUGGCCACCUUGCUGAUCCCGUUAUUGCAGUUGGAUCCCUUUCUAUCUGUAUGAAUGUAAAUGGUUGGGAGGGCAUGCUGUUCAUUGGGAUCAAUGCAGCUAUAAGCGUUCGGGUUUCGAAUGAACUUGGGUCGGCACAUCCCCGGGCAGCCAAAUACUCUGUCAUCGUCACAGUCAUCGAGUCUCUCAUUAUAGGGAUUCUAAGCAUGGUUAUCAUCUUGGCAACUAGGCACCACUUUGCCAUUAUAUUCACAGACAGCAAGGAGAUGCAAGACGCUGUUGCUCACUUAGCCUACCUUCUGGGCAUGACCAUGUUGCUUAACAGCGUUCAGCCAGUUAUAUCAGGUGUUGCUGUUGGUGGAGGAUGGCAAGCACUGGUGGCUUAUAUUAAUUUGACUUGUUACUACGUUUUUGGGCUCCCUCUUGGGUUCCUUCUGGGUUACAAAGCAAAGUUAGGUGUGGAGGGAAUCUGGAUCGGUAUGAUCGCUGGGACUUUUCUGCAAACCUUGAUCCUUCUGUACAUCGUUUGGAAGACCAACUGGAAAGAGGAGGUAGAACAAGCAUCAGAAAGGAUGCGGAGAUGGGGCGGGGGGCAGGACGAAGGAUCUUCGCAGAAAGUAGAGUCCUUUUGA